This is a messenger RNA of Salvelinus fontinalis (brook trout), 1993 nucleotides long. Its product is annotated as SH3 domain-containing kinase-binding protein 1. The transcript is spliced from 7 exons. The record is from RefSeq and is a predicted model, not a curated record. NCBI's taxonomy places the organism in Eukaryota, Metazoa, Chordata, Actinopteri, Salmoniformes, Salmonidae. The coding region runs from base 923 to 1633 and encodes 236 amino acids.
GCCAUUUGCAUUCCUUGGAGAUCACCUGUCAGACGAGCUGUUGCCACUUCAGUGUAGGCUAGCCAUGUCCUUUCCUGUGAUUGGUUACAGCCGUCACCUUAAAAGGAGGGGAUUGCAGGGGUCCAGCUGCAUUCCAGAACUGUCACAAAGGCUUGACAGCUAAAGGAAGCCCUGGGGGAAUAACCGGUGUAGAAAGGUAAGAAUAAGUCAGUGAGAAAGAACCAUAUAUAAAGGAGACGAAAGUACACGACAAGUUUAUACAGUCAGGUCCAUAAUUAUUGGCAUCCUUGAUAAAGCAGCAAAAAAAGACCAUGAAAUAAGUAAUACAGAUACUGACCUAUAUUGUAUACCCCCCACCCCAAAAAAUUUAUUUUAUACUAAUACAACUUCUCAUAGAAAGAGACUUCAAGUUUUUUUUAUUUUUUUUUAAAGAUCAGGGUCAAAAGCACUACACAGCUGAUUCAAACUCACCAAGCUUUGAUUAUUUGAAUCAACGUUUCACACAUUUUGGCAGACAGGAAUUCCGCUUAUAUUUUCUAGUCUCUGAAUAAUAUAAUCAAAUUGUAAAAAUGUAAUGAUAAACUGGCAGCGCUUCCUAUUCCUGAUUCAAAAUACAAUGAAGAUUCCUCUUGACUUGUUCCAUUCAAACUGAAAUUGUAUUGAUCUUUGCACCCUGCUCUCCACUCUGAAGAUACUGGAUAAUUGCGUGAGUGUCAAAUGGCCUGUAGUCUGUCCCUUUAAGUGCUCCCAAAUCUUUAGCCCUGCAAUCAGUAGUUCUGUCGUCCUCAGGGACGGCCCCUGUGGACAGUCCCAAUGAUACUGGUAGUGAGCCUGUCUGAGUGCUCCACUAUCCUGUGCUAAACUUAGCACUGACAAUACCUCCUCUCAUCACACUAACACACUCCCAUGCUUUUGGGUUACAAUGGAACAGGUGAAUGGUGUAGAGUUACCACCAAUGGAGCUGUAUUGCGAUAGGAACAUUGGCCAAACAAGCUCUGCCCUCACCGCGGACAUUGAAGAUUUUGAUGCUAUCGUUUCGGUCACAGAGACGCUGAAUCAAUUGGCAGCACAUGUGGAAGACGAAAGAUUUCGGUCACAGAUUCUGUCAUCGGCUGCUCAGUCUAACCCUGACUUACAGGAAGAUGUGCAGGUAGCCCCUACACAGGAGGGAGAGACACAAGAGAAAGAGGAGCUGGACCUCUCCUCUGUCAUAUCACUCAUCAGCACCCAGACAGCACCUACAAACACCCCUGUUUUGCCUGUGAUUGAAAAGAAGCUUCACCGCCCUCCAAGGCCCACAAAGCUCUCCUCCUCUUCAUCAUCCACUGUUGCCAGUGUUCCCCACCCCUUCUCCACCCUCCUCCCUGGGGCUCUCUCUGCUAUCCUGCGUGUGACCCUGCCCCCUCACCUCACCUCUAACCCCAAGCCCAGGAGGGAGCCAAGUGCCCAGGGCGCACUGACCCUAGAACAGGUGCAGACAGAGCUCCGCGACUUGAGGGAAGAGGUAGAAAUGAUGAAGAGCCAGCACAACAAAGAGAUUCAACUGCUGAUGAAUGAGCUGGAUGAGGAGAAAAGGAUUCGUUUGUCAGUACAGAUGGAGGUGGCACAGAUGAAGAAGCGCAAUUCCAAAUGAGCCGUCAGGCUCAAACAGCAUGACAUCCCCAACAAAGUUUGAACAAGCGGUGAUCUGACUCAGCCUCUGCUGUGUUGGUUUAAAGACUAUCAAUUGUUUGACCAGUUUGUUGUGAUGCGUUCGUGGACAGAUGAUUGAAAAGAAGCCUCACUGUCCUCAAUGCCCACAAUGAAUUAUCAAUAAUUUAUGAAACAGAAAAACUAUAGUGAAUAAUCUUUGUUUAUUUAAGAAGUUGAUAAUGCAUGAGCAUCUUGUACAGAGACAUUUUAUAUUUGCUUAUUUUACUUUUUUAAAUUAAAGAACAUGAUUGUUUUAAUUUUAAGGCAACAGUGGUUUAAAUUACAUUUUAAUUUCUAUUGA